CAGUGCGCACCAGCCAGUGACACUCGGAAAAAUGCCAGACCAGCGGGCUUUGAAGAAUCCGUAUCGAGAUUAUGAUGGAAUGCCUGCCUCUGUGCAAGACAUAUUUGAUUCGCAAGGAAGAUUGACUGAAGGCUUUGCCAGCCGUAUAAAUGGUAAGGUCAGAGAGCUGCUCUCUGCUAUGGAGAAUGGCCUGCGGAAUGCUGACCCCAGGGACUGUACGGGCUACACAGGCUGGGCAGGCAUUGCCUUACUCUAUCUGCACCUACACACUGUCUAUGGGGAUGCAGCGUACCUCCAGAGGGCUAUGGAUUACAUAAGCCGCAGCCUGAGGUGCCUGACUCAGCGAAGCGUCACCUUUCUCUGUGGCGACGCGGGGCCGCUAGCCGUGGCCGCCGUGGUUUACCACCGUCUGCAGAGGAGCCAGGAGACUGAAGAGUGCUUAGCCAGGCUGCUGCAGCUGCACCAGGCGGUGGUAAAGGGCAAAGGAAACCUGCCUGAUGAGCUCCUGUACGGCAGAGUGGGCUUUCUCUACUCCCUCAUCUUCAUCAAUCAAGAGUUUCAUCAAGAAAAAGUCCCCAUGCAGUAUAUCCAGCAGAUCUGUGAUGCUGUUUUGGCCUCGGGGCAGAGUUACUCCCAGAAGAGAAGAAGUCAAGAGCAGACUCCCCUGUUGUAUGAAUGGUAUCAGGAGGAGUAUGUAGGAGCUGCCCACGGCCUGGCUGGUAUCUACUAUUACCUUAUGCAGCCAGGUUUCGUGGCUGGACAGGACAGAGUUUCCUCCCUGGUGAAACCGAGCGUGGACUUUGUGUGUCGACUCAAGUUCCCGUCCGGGAACUUCCCGCCGUGCGUGGGGGACGACCGCGACCUUCUGGUCCACUGGUGUCACGGUUCCCCUGGGGUCAUCUACAUGCUCCUGCAGGCCUACAAGGUGUUUGGCGUGAAGCAGUACCUGGACGACGCACUGCAGUGCGGCGAGGUCAUCUGGCAGAGAGGCCUGCUUAAGAAAGGUUACGGCCUGUGUCACGGCGCUGCCGGCAACGCCUAUGGUUUCCUGGCCCUUUACAGGCUCACCCAGGACCCCAAACAUCUCUACAGAGCCUGCAUGUUUGCAGACUGGUGCAUGAACUACGGGAAACACGGCUGCCGAACUCCAGACACCCCCUUCUCACUGUUUGAAGGCAUGGCUGGAACCAUCUACUUUCUGGCUGAUCUUCUGCAGCCAAUGAGAGCUAAGUUCCCAGCCUUUGAGGUGUAAAGGUGAAGACUGCGCUGCUGAACAUCGACCAGUCGGCAGAGUGGAGCAUGAAUGCACUGCUUUUCCCAUCAAAAAUCUCCUCGAUCCGCAGUGGAGGGAACCAUCUGUCAGCCCAGUGGAAUGUUACUAUUGCACUCCCUGUAUGUAUGAUCAUAUGCGUUAUGUCUGCCAAAGCUCACGUAGAGUUCAAGUCGUAAAAAAUUCUAAAGUUGCUAAGCUAGUGUUUUUGGAUUGGUGAGCGAAAAUGUCUGUCAAAUGGAGCAAAGAACUGACUGGAGAGCCUUGUUGAACAGUUUUCAGUUAAAAAAAAAAAAUAGG
This is a messenger RNA of Chanos chanos (milkfish), 1570 nucleotides long. RefSeq names its product LanC antibiotic synthetase component C-like 1 (bacterial) (gene lancl1). Gene Ontology annotation, cellular component: plasma membrane. The record is from RefSeq and is a predicted model, not a curated record. Lineage: Eukaryota; Metazoa; Chordata; Actinopteri; Gonorynchiformes; Chanidae. Bases 32 to 1252 code for a protein of 406 amino acids. The transcript has 11 exons. Gene Ontology annotation, biological process: carbohydrate metabolic process; peptide modification.